Molecule: messenger RNA, 2306 nt
Organism: Columba livia (rock pigeon)
Lineage: Eukaryota; Metazoa; Chordata; Aves; Columbiformes; Columbidae
Gene: IL17RC
Product: interleukin 17 receptor C
Exons: 17
Coding region: 153-2282 (709 amino acids)
Molecular function (GO): interleukin-17 receptor activity
Source: RefSeq, a predicted model, not a curated record
GGGCGGUCGUCAGCACCGCGUUAGGACCCGGGUGUCCGGGAUCGGAGCAGGAAGCGGGAGCCGGCGGUGGCGGUGGGGCCCGUGGGAGUGGGAGAGGGGCUGUCAGGAGUGGGCAGUGUGGGGCCGGGGCACCCCACGGCCCCGGCCCCGCCAUGCAUGUCCUGGGGCAGCUGCUGCUGCUGCUGCUGGGGACAGCGGGUGGGCACGGGGCCCCCCACGACACCCUGAGCUGCUCCCAGGGCCUCGCCUGCCGCCUCCUGGACACCGACAUGCUGUGCGGGAUGGAGCCGCUGGGGCCUGGCCAUGGGCUGGCCCUGGCUCGGCUGCGGCUGGAGCCGGCACUGCGCUGCACCGGGCCUGCAGCCUGCUCGCCCUGCCUAGAGGUGCGCCUGCGCCUGGCCCUGCCGCCCCGCACCAGCACCAGCCAGCCCCGGCGCCCCAAGUCCCUGGGCGCCCCGGGGCCAGAGGACAGCGAUGAGGCAGGACAGUGGUCACUGGUGGAUGGGACCACCUCGUCCCAGCAGAACGUCACUGGGCUGCUGGUGCUCUCUGGGCACGCAUACGCCUCCUCCCGCUGCGUGGCCAUGGAGAUCUGGGCGCCCCUGGCACGCGCAGUGCCCGGCCAACCCCUGGGCUGGGUGACCUUCCGGUGCUUUGAGGCGCCGCCGGGCUCUGAGCUCCAUGUCGUGGCGUACACCAACUCGCACAGACGUCGGAGGCUGAGCCAGCAGCAGCGGGUGCCAGACUGCUCGUGGCCCGCGGCACAGGCUGCUGUCCCCCAGUGCCAAGUGCCCAGGCUGCAGGUCUCCCCGGGGCCAAAGGAGGUGGUCGUGGAGGUGCAGGGAGCUGCAGCGGGGCACAGCUACACCCUGCGGCUCUACCGCAACCAGAGCCAUGGUGCCAGUGCGUCAGGGCGUGCGGUGACCACGAGCGGCCCCAUGAACUACAGCCUGCCAGCCGAUGAGGUGCUGCCCUGCCUCUGCAUGCAGGUCUGGCCGGAGACCCAGGACCCACCACGGGCCACACUCUGCCCUUUCUCCAAUGAUGCCGAGGCCUGGGAGCGGCUGUGGGCACGCAGCCGGCUGGUCCUGCAUGCCAGCGGACAGGCACUGACCUGCUCCCUCUCGGCCCCCUGCGACCUCCCGGCCGAGCUGGUGCCCUGCUGGCAGCCGGUGCCCGCCGGGCCCUGCCAAGCCCUGCCCGGCCUGCGGCAGCCUGCGGUGGGGCAGGGACCCCAGGAGUUUGGGGGACUGCGGCUGCACCCCAACCUCUGCGUGCAGGUAUGGAGUAGUGGGCAGGUUCGGCUGAUCCAGUGCCUGCGGGACAGAGCGCUGCCUGGCCACACGUAUGACGUCCUGCUGCUGGAGCACAUGGGGAAUGCCUCACUGUGCGCCCUGGAACAGGACACCUGCACCCCGCUCGCCAGCUUCACCAGCACGGGCGGCGGGCGCCCCGGGCUGCUGGAGCAGGAACUGCGGCGGGACGUGGCGGCGGGGCAGUGCAGGCAGGUCUGGCACCCUGAGAACAGCACUGGGGUCAUGCUCUGGGCCUGUUCCCUGAAUAAAUACCUGCAUGCCCACUGGGUGCUGGCGUGGAUGGGGGUGCUGCUGGGAGCUGCCUGCAUCCUGCUCCUGCUCCUGCUGAAGAAGGAGGACCUGAAAGAUUGGCUGAGGUCCUUGCGGGCUGACUACGGCUCUGAGGGCCCCCUGCGAGGUCGGCGGGUGCUGCUGGUGCACGCAGCGGAGCCGGUGGCAGAGCGGGUGGCGUGUGCCUUGAUGGCAGCUCUGCGCCCACUGGGGCUGGUGGUGGUGGCAGCACCGGGAGGCGGCAGUGGGGUCGCAGCAUGGGGGCCACUGCCCUGGCUGCAUGCCCAGCACCGCCAGGCACUGCGUGACGGCGACACUGUCAUACUCCUUCUCUCCCCGGCGGCUGCGGCUGCUGCGUGGUGCUGGGACACAGGGACCAGGGCCAUGCCGGGGGCUGGGCAUGGCCCUGGCCCUGAUGCUGUCCCCACCACGGCGCCCUGCGAGGUGUUCGCAGCGGCUCUGUCCUGUGCUGUGCCAGCACUGGCAGCGGACAACGGGCGCUAUGUGGUGGCGCGGUUAGAGGCCCUGGUGCCGGUGGUGCCACCGGUGCUGCAGGCAGCCCCUGCCUUCGCACUGCCCAGCAAGACUGGGGGUUUCCUGCGGGCACUGGCGGGACCAGGUCGGUGGCAGGGCUGGUGGCCGGAGCCAUAUGUGGCCGCGGUGGCCGAGGAGCUUCAGCGCGCGGUGGGGGAAUAAAGCAGUGACAGUGCCUUUGCCAAA